Molecule: messenger RNA, 963 nt
Organism: Podospora pseudocomata
Lineage: Eukaryota; Fungi; Ascomycota; Sordariomycetes; Sordariales; Podosporaceae
Exons: 1
Coding region: 1-963 (320 amino acids)
Biological process (GO): proteolysis
Cellular component (GO): Golgi apparatus
Molecular function (GO): serine-type endopeptidase activity
Source: RefSeq, a predicted model, not a curated record
AUGACUCUGAAAGACUGUGCAACCCCAGGCAUCAAGGUUGCCUUGAUCGACGACGGUGUGGACUACAAAGAUCUCCCGGACUGCAACUUCAUCGGCGGACAAAGCUUUUCCACGCGAGACAGGACCCGCAACCUCAUCCACCCUUUUUACGCCUCAAGCAUCGGUCAUGGCACCGCCAUGGCGAGGCACAUCUACUUCAUGUGCCCCGGUGCUGAGAUCUACGUCUUGCGACUGGAUGACUAUCCUGACAUGGAUAAUUCCAACAUCCAACGCAUCACAGCCAAAAGCGCAGCCAAAGCCAUCAAGGUGGCAGUCCGAAAGGGCGUCGACAUCAUAUCCAUGUCAUGGACCAUUGAGCCUUCUGGCACCAACUCCAAAGACGACCAGGAUCUGGAACGCGCAAUCUCUGCCGCUGCUGCCCAGGGCAUUCUCAUGUUUUGUUCCGCUCCUGACCGUGGAGCAAAACAGACAGACACCUUCCCCUCCAAAGCUGCACCCGGGAGGAUCUUCACCAUCGGUGCGGCAUCCACGUGGGGUAACUCCGUUCCGGCAGUCGGGAGCUUGGAUGGCAUAACCUUUACUCUCCCCGGUGACAAAGUCAGCAUCCCCGGCAUUGAAAAGGCUAGCAUAGCAUACAAGGAUGGUGUAUCGGGGUCAUCUGUCGCAACGGCUCUGGGAGCAGGUUUAGCAGCGUUGAUCCUGUACUGUGUGAAGGUUCAUCAUGCUCUCACCAAACCUGGUCCGGAAAAAGACAGGAUACAAGAAGAUUUCGAAGCGUUGAAAAAGCAUGAGAACAUGCUCAAGGCCAUCAAUGGCAUUGGUAUAACGGCCGACACGAAGUUUGUCAUGGUAUGGAAUGUCUUUGGGCCCAAGGGACGUCAAAAGAAAGAGUGGUCUGCUGGCAACGAGUACAUUACACUGAUCGGUGAGGUUGGGAAGAUUUUGUGUACGAAGCUGCUGUAA